CACAUUUUCCAGAAAAGCAUUUCCAAGGAAGGGUCUCUGAUUUGAUCAUUGAAAUCGAUACAAACUGUUGUUUCUUGCCCUGCGUACCAUAAUUUCAUCUGAAGCUUCUUGUUCGCAAAUGCUAAAUUCAUCAAGAGGAAGAAGCCAGACAAGGUCAACUCGAUCGAUGCCGUUUGCUGUCAUGGAACCUGAUCCUAAAAAGAAGAGCAAUGUUGUUGGAAAAAUCCUUAUAGUUGCUGCACUUACAGCCUUAUGCAUUAUCAUGCUCAAGCAAUCUCCAUCCUUCAGUACUCCCACUCAUUUCUCCCGACACGAAGAAGGGGCAACUCAUGUUCUUGUAACCGGCGGUGCGGGAUAUAUCGGUUCGCAUGCUGCUUUACGACUUCUCAAGGAGAAUUACCGAGUAACAAUCGUGGACAAUCUUUCACGUGGAAACAUGGGUGCUGUCAAGGUUCUACAAGAGUUAUUUCCCGAACAUGGCAGGCUUCAGUUCAUUUAUGCCGAUCUAGGGGAUGCAAACGCUGUAAAUAAAAUAUUUUCGGAAAAUGCCUUCGAUGCUGUUAUGCACUUCGCGGCGGUUGCAUAUGUCGGGGAGAGCACGAUGGAUCCUCUCAGAUACUAUCACAACAUUACUUCAAACACCUUGACGGUCUUGAAGUCGAUGGCUGCUCACGGUGUUCCAACUUUGAUAUAUUCUAGUACAUGUGCGACGUACGGUGAGCCUGAAAAGAUGCCAAUCACUGAAGAAACCCCACAGGUUCCGAUCAAUCCAUAUGGAAAAGCUAAGAAGAUGGCAGAGGAUAUGAUUCUGGAUUUCUCCAAGAGUUCAGGCAUGGCGAUUAUGAUUCUAAGAUACUUCAACGUGAUCGGAUCGGAUCCGGAAGGAAGAUUAGGCGAGGCUCCAAGACCCGAGUUGCGUGACCAAGGACGAAUUUCGGGGGCUUGCUUUGAUGCUGCUCGUGGUAUCAUUCCUGGUAUCAAGGUGAAGGGAACUGACUACAAAACGGAUGAUGGAACUUGCAUACGUGACUACAUCGACGUUACCGACCUGGUUGACGCUCACGUCAAAGCUCUCCAACAUGCAAAGCCUCGUAUCGUAGGGAUCUACAAUGUCGGCACGGGGACAGGAAGAUCGGUGAAGGAGUUUGUAGAGGCAUGUAAGAAAGCCACGGGGGUGGAUAUAAAAGUCGAGUAUCUUCCCCGUCGACCCGGAGAUUACGCGGAAGUGUUCAGCAAUCCGUCUAAGAUCAGGCAAGAACUGAACUGGACUGCUCGAUAUACCAAUCUAGAGGAGAGUUUACAGAUUGCAUGGAAAUGGCAGAAGGCUCAUCAUAGGGGAUACGAUUCAUCGUAGAUGAUGGUUUUGCUCGAAGAAA
This is a messenger RNA of Hibiscus syriacus, 1376 nucleotides long. RefSeq names its product probable UDP-arabinose 4-epimerase 3. Lineage: Eukaryota; Viridiplantae; Streptophyta; Magnoliopsida; Malvales; Malvaceae. The transcript has 8 exons. Gene Ontology annotation, biological process: beta-D-galactose catabolic process via UDP-galactose, Leloir pathway. The record is from RefSeq and is a predicted model, not a curated record. Gene Ontology annotation, molecular function: UDP-glucose 4-epimerase activity. The coding region runs from base 119 to 1354 and encodes 411 amino acids. Gene Ontology annotation, cellular component: cytosol.